AGCUUGGCACGGCCUCGGGGCUGACGGCUGGCAGGCUCCGUCCUAAGAGUCAUCUUUCUGGCAGGCUUUCUUUAACGUAGGCGAAGGCAGCCCAGGCCGGAUGACGUCGAACUUCAACCACGUUCUCUUUCUUUCUCUCCUUCCUGAGAGUUGAAUUUGGUGGCAGCAUCCCCCAGGAGCUAGCCCUCGAGGAGACGCCUGGCUAGAUUGGGGACAUGCGGGGCUGUGGAUGUCCCCAAACGUCCCCAGAGCCAUGGCCGGGGUAGAGGGGUGACGGCAGAGCUGACGUUGCAGCAGCCACGUGCUCAGAGUUCCCCACGCUUCCAGAAAGCUGGAUUUCAAGCCUUGGUUCCACCUCAAACCAGACGCGCAACCUCACAGAGCACACGAGCACCUCCGCAGCCCAGGCCGCCCUGUCAUCCGAGCCCUUGCUGCCAGCGUGGAGCCAUGAGCUGUGUCCUGACCGGCGUUGUGCCCUUGGGGCUGGUGCUGCUGGUCUGCGGAGCCCAAGGCUUCUUCCUGCCCAAUGUCACACACCUAGAGAAGCUGCUCAGCAAGUACCAGCAGGACAGACCCCACUCCCGGGUCCGGAGGGCCAUCCCCAGGGUGGACAAGGAGGAGAUCCUCAUGCUUCACAACAAGCUGCGGGGCCAGGUGUCGCCACCGGCCUCCAACAUGGAGUACCUGACCUGGGAUGAAGAGCUGGAGAAGUCGGCGGUGGCCUGGGCCCAGGAGUGCAUCUGGGAGCAUGGGCCCAGAAGCCUGCUGGUGUCCAUCGGGCAGAACUUGGCCGUGCACUGGGGCAGGUAUCGCUCUCCUGGCUUCCACGUGCAGUCCUGGUAUGACGAGGUGAAGGACUACACCUACCCCUACCCCCACGAGUGCAACCCCUGGUGUCCGGAGAGGUGCUCCGGGGCCAUGUGCACCCACUACACACAGAUAGUUUGGGCCACAACCACCAAGAUUGGCUGUGCUGUGAACACCUGCGAGAGGAUGAAUGUCUGGGGAGAUGUUUGGGAGAAUGCGGUCUACCUCGUCUGCAAUUACUCUCCAAAGGGGAACUGGAUCGGAGAAGCCCCGUACAGAACUGGCCGGCCCUGCUCCGAGUGCCCGCCCAGGUACGGAGGCAGCUGCAAGAACAACCUGUGUUACCGAGAGACGUACGACCAAAAACCUGAAACGGACGAGAUGAACGAGGUGGAAACGGCCCCCAUUCCUGAAGAGAAGCACAUCUGGGUCCAGCCGGGUGUGAUCAGACCCACGAAGCCCAAGAAAGCCCCCGCCGUGAACUACAUGACCCAAGUCGUCAGGUGUGACACCAAGAUGAAGGACAAGUGUAAAGGGUCCACGUGCAACAGGUACCAGUGCCCAGCAGGCUGCCUGCACAACAGGGCAAAGAUCUUUGGGACUCUCUUUUAUGAAAGCGCGUCCAGCAUCUGCCGGGCCGCCAUUCACUACGGGGUCCUGGACGACAAGGGAGGCCUGGUGGACGUCACCAGGAAUGGGAAGGUCCCCUUCUUUGUCAAGUCUGAGAGAAACGGCGUGCAGUCUUUGAGCAAAUACAAGUCCUCCAGCUCAUUCACGGUGUCAAAAGUAAAAGUGCAGGACCUGGACUGCUACACCACCGUGGCCCAGCUCUGCCCAUAUGAGGAGCCGGGGACCCACUGCCCAAGAGUUCAUUGUCCGGCGUACUGCAAAGAUGAGCCAUCCUACUGGGCUCCCGUGCUUGGAACCAACAUCUAUGCAGACACUUCAAGCAUCUGUAAGACCGCCGUGCAUGCAGGAGUCAUCAGGAACAAGAGCGGGGGUUACGUGGACGUGAUGCCCGUUGAUAAAAAGAAGAUCUACGUGGGCUCUCUCAGGAACGGAGUCCAGUCUGAAAGCUUGAGGACCCCUCGAGACGGAAAGGCCUUCCGGAUCUUUGCCGUCAGGCAGUGAGCUUGCGGGGUCGGGGAGAAGGGGGCGUCUUCAAGAGGGCUUCGGGGGUUCGCUUUUGAUUUUUAUUUUGACACUUGGGGGGUGGGCCGGGGAUAUGGAGAGUCAGGAAACUUCCUUCGAUUGGCGUUGUGUCCCAUCCGCCGUGCCUUGGUCUCAGCUCUACACAGGGGAGCAUCCUUGGGGUCCUGAGCAGACAGCCGGUGACCAUCCUGCCGAGGCCCGGGGGUCUCCCCCUGGGAGGGGUUCUUUUGUGGAUGGAGAGAGGACUCCAGGGGAUCUGGAGCUGGCGCUGCGAGGCAUCCAGGGGUGUGGGAAGGGGCGUGCUGAGAACGCUCAGGGGGGAGUUUCAGGGAUGCAGUAGAAGGUAGCUAUUUAAAACAUUAAAAAACACAGGCCGUCCCUACCAAUGGAGAAAAAUGGGUUUCAUGUUUGCUGGUCAGACAAAUGGGCCGGAACAAGGGGACUCUGCCCUGGCACCUGUCCUGUUCCCGUCCUGCUCCGUGCGGGCUGGUUCUAUACACAGCAGUGCUGGUUUACUUCGAGUUCAGCCGUAACUCCAGAGAUGUAUCUUGUCUUGGUCCUUCCCUUCGUCCACGUGGCCCAUGUAUUUGCUGCCGUGACCUUUGGUCUCACUGAGGACUAAUGAACCAGGACCCUUUCUUGAUCCCCUCCCUGCUGUGGCUCACACCCUGCCCAGACUGGUUUCUGUGUCUCCCACCAGGGUCUUUGCUUGGCAAACAAUUCUGUUUGAAGCCCACUUUUUUCUUUCCAACUACUUGUCUCUGUGGGUUCCACUGAGAUGUCUAAGAACAGCCAAAGAAGGGCUGUUUUGUUGCUGCCUUUAAAAAAUGGCACUGAAUUGUGCAGACUUCCCAUCCGUCGGAUGACCUAUUUUUUAGCAACGAGAGGAAUGGUUUCAUUCCUCAGUACAUUCCUCGCCGAGGUUAGCAGCUCUGGGGAGAGGGACAGCCUGCAGUUAUGAAACCGUCUUGCGGCAUAACAACAAGAGAUGGUAACACCCUGGAAGGAUUUCUCUUCCUAUUUUUGAAGAACACUUCUUGCCAAAUGUUCCUGAGGCUCCGAGGAGUGCGGUGCUCUCUGGCUGCCAUCGCUGUACAAAACUUCUUCGUCAGCCUAGACCCAAAACCCACAGUGAAAUAAAAUGCCCUUUUGUAAAUAGCAUUUCUUUGCAGAAGGUAAAAUUCCACCCUCCUCCACCAGGCUGGCCAGUAGAUCACUUUCGUGAAUGCUGAUUUCAGAGUUGAUUUCACUCUCCGUCAGAAUGUUUCGAAGGCAAAAGAACUAGCAGAAAGUUUAAAACGAACAAACAAACCCUAAGAUAGUCUGGACAAGGAACUCCACCUGGGGAACCAAGUUGGUAUGUGGUUUCAGGGCAACCCUGAUUAGUGAAGAAACAGAAGGUAAAUAGCUUCCCCUCCCCCCACGCCGAAGGAGUUUGUAAAAGUAAUGAAACUCUUAGCUUGACAGAGCUGAAAUUAGCAGGACUGUGUUUCUGCUUUGUGCAUUGCGGGCUUGUUGUAAUUCAUAAGUACUGACUGUUCGACUCCAGAUGCCAGUGUGGAAGAAUGUGGUCAGACUGUCAGAUACCGCAUCUAGUUCCUGCCAAAGAUCUGAGUCCUUGGAACCCUCUGGAUGCUAGGUAUUAUGCUGUCGGACUUUCGCUUGUCACCAGGCUUUUGUGUCUGUGGCCACGUCCAGACUGCAAGCUUGGGUUUUUAGAAUUAGUGACGGUCCCGGGGAAUUUCAGUAGGUUUGCUUUUGAAGCAUCCUGCCGGAGGGAGAAUCUGAAACGUCCCAUGUGAGUGGACGCUCUCAUUUUGAAAUAAAAUUCCCGAGUUCCUGAAUGCCUCAUUAACCGGCCCGUCUAAUGGGCUAGAAACUCCUCGCCCAGACCCAGACCUUGCUGUCUUUUUCACCUUCACAAACAUUUUGAAACUGGAACCAUUUAUCUUCCGGAAAUGGACACAGUGCUACAAAGUAUAAGACCUUGUAAUCAGGGACCCCCUUCUAAUUUAGCGUGUUUAAAGGGCCAUCGUGCCUUCAGCACUUCACCCAUAAAAACAUGAUAACUCCGGCCAACAGUGUUACUGGGCCCCCCAAAAUGAAAAGUUUUGGUUUCCUUCUGAUUUGUUCCCCAUCGUGUUCUGAUUUUUCAUACUGUCUGUAGGCUCACUCAGCCCGCAGCUUAACGUGUGUGCUUUUUUCUAUGAAAAAUGAUGUAUUUUACUACUUCCUAUGUACAAAAGUUUAUUGUAAAUGUUGUGUGUGCUUCGCAUGAACAGGGACCACGUUGCUGUCGUUUCAAUAAAACUGGUUUGAUUU
This is a messenger RNA of Physeter macrocephalus (sperm whale), 4281 nucleotides long. It is a transcript of the gene CRISPLD2, whose product is annotated as cysteine rich secretory protein LCCL domain containing 2. Gene Ontology annotation, cellular component: extracellular region. The transcript has 15 exons. NCBI's taxonomy places the organism in Eukaryota, Metazoa, Chordata, Mammalia, Artiodactyla, Physeteridae. The coding region runs from base 448 to 1938 and encodes 496 amino acids. The record is from RefSeq and is a predicted model, not a curated record.